This is a messenger RNA of Ilex paraguariensis (yerba mate), 2643 nucleotides long. The record is from the annotation of a GenBank genome assembly. NCBI's taxonomy places the organism in Eukaryota, Viridiplantae, Streptophyta, Magnoliopsida, Aquifoliales, Aquifoliaceae.
AUGGUUCUGGUGGCGUGGAAGGUAGGCGCUACUCCUGCUCUAAUCAAAGCUGAGAUGCCGUGGUCAGUUCAAAGGGGGAAUCUAUCGGAGAAAGAACGCGUCUUAAAAACAGUGAAGGGCAUACUUAACAAGUUGACUCCGGAGAAAUUUGAUCUUCUCAAGGGUCAAUUGAUCGACUCUGGGAUCACAACAGCUGAUAUUCUAAAGGAAGUUAUCUCCUUGAUAUUUGACAAGGCUGUUCUGGAGCCCACCUUUUGCCCCAUGUAUGCCCAACUGUGUUUUGACCUCAGUGAGAAGCUACCUGCGUUCCCAUCUGAAGAACCUGGUGGGAAAGAGAUCACUUUUAAACGAAUUCUCUUAAAUAAUUGCCAGGAGGCAUUUGAAGGUGCUGAUAACCUGAGGGAAGAAAUAAGGCAGAUGAAUGCUCGUGAGCAGGAGUUGGAACGCAGAGAUAAAGAAAGAAUAGUCAAACUUCGCACUCUUGGAAACAUACGUCUAAUUGGAGAGCUUUUGAAGCAGAAGAUGGUACCUGAAAAGAUUGUUCAUCACAUUGUUCAGGAGCUUCAAGGGCAGGAUAGCAAGAUUUGUCCUGAAGAGGAAAAUGUUGAGGCCAUAUGUCAGUUCUUCAACACCAUUGGUAAACAGCUUGAUGAGAGCCAAAAAUCAAGGCGUAUUAACGAUAUUUACUUCAAUCGAUUGAAGGAAUUGUCAACGAACCCUCAACUGGCACCGCGAUUGAGGUUCAUGGUCCGUGAUAUUCUUGAUUUGCGCACAAAUAAUUGGGUUCCCAGGCGGGAAGAGGUGAAAGCCAAAACCAUCACUGAGAUCCAUUCGGAAGCAGAGAAGAAUCUGGGGUUGCGUCCAGGUGCUACUGCAAGCAUUAGAAAUACUCGUGGUAUUGCUACUGGUGCAUCAGGUAGUAUCAGCCCCGAGGUUUUCCCUAUCAAUCGCCCUGGCUCUGGUGGCAUGAUGCCUGGAAUGCCUGGAACGAGGAAGAUGCCUGGAAUUGAUAGCGAUAACUGGGAGGUUCCUAGGUCUCGAUCCAUCCCAAGGGGUGAUGGCUUAAAUAGUCAGCCUGCUGGACGUGUUCAGCCACCAUUGGUUGGCAAGUCGCCGGUGUUGAACACCCGACUUCUGCCUCAGGGUAGUGGUUUCAUAAGUGGUAGGACUAGUGCUCUAUUGCAAGGUGGUACAGGUGCCCCUACUGUCCGCCCACCCCAAUUUGGUGUUGUUAUGGACCCUGCAUCACAAGUGCCUCCUCCUGGUAGACCUGUUCCAACUGUAUCUGUGCUUCCUGUUGCUGAUAAACCAGCGGCUCCUGCAAGGUUUAAGCCAGAGGAGCUUAGGAGAAAAACAAUCUCUCUUCUGGAAGAAUAUUUUAGUGUCCGAAUGUUGGAUGAAGCAUUACAAUGUGUGGAGGAAUUGAAAUCCCCCAAUUACCAUCCCGAGGUUGUCAAGGAAGCCAUUAACCUGGCAUUGGAGAAAAGUCCUCCCUCUGUAGAACCAGUUGCGAAACUUCUGGAGUACUUGUUUGCCAAAAAAGUUCUUACUGCUAAGGACAUAGGGACUGGAUCUUUUCUUUAUGGCUCGACGUUGGAUGACAUUGGCAUCGAUAUUCCUAAAGCUCCAAAUAAUUUUGGCGAGGUUAUUGGAAGACUGGUCUUGUCUGGGGGAUUAGACUUCAAGGUGGUGAAGGAGAUCUUAAAGAAGGUUGAGGAUGUCAUGUUCCGGAAAGCCAUUUUUGCUGCUGCAAUGAGGAUUGUUAGCUCCAGUCCGGCUGGCGAAGGGCUGUUGAGUUCACAGGCGUCUGAUAUCGAGGCCUGCGAGAGCCUACUCUAGCAACUGUGCUCCUCCCUUGCCAGAGUAUGUUUCUGUAACCUCGUAGAUUGAUUGUGCUCUAUUUCACUUUUCUUUACAAUGCUCCUCCGAAUUACAUCCACUGGAACUGUGCAACUUUUACACCAUGUGGUGAGGUGGAGCCUGCGAAGAACAGGUGAUUUUGCGCGCUGUAUAUUUUCCUGAGGUCAUAGUAGUGUGUGUUCAUGAAAGGUAGAAGAUCAGAUCAUAGUGCAAUGGACUUUGAUCUCGAUUGUGGCUAAUUAUGUGCCAUAGUUGCUCGAGAUGAAGGUUCCUUUAUUGGACUCAAAAGUGUUUUGUAUUUCGUGAGUUUUUCAAUUAUUUUCGUUUCUUGACUUGUUAUUUAGUUUUGGAAUGUGACUUCAUAAAUGUGACUUCUAUUCCGUUGCAUCCUUUCAAACGAUAAUGUUAUGAGGUAUUUUUACAUUCUUAUGUAUGUUGUUUUUCAGUUGGGUAUUGAAUGUAUCCAGUUUUGUUGCAUGUCUUUGGCUUCUAGGGUGUGGUAUGUAUGAUGUUUCCAGGCUGAUGGGCGUAUUUUUUGGUGGCGUAAAUGUCGAAGAAAAUGGUGCAUUUGCCUGAUCUUCAAUGGCACUUUUGUGUGGUUAUACAACAGGCUACCUACUGGGAUAUCUUUGUAUCUGGUAUCUUUUUCCCAAGUUGACGAAACUUUGAAACUUUCUUUCAUAAUUACCAGCAGUUUGUAACUUAUUGUUCAGUCUAUUUUUUAAUGAAAGUGUGAUUUAGAUCUACAAUUUCAAUGUUAGAGCGUGUUUGCAGAACACACUU